GCGGACAGUCGUGAAUCUUCUUUUGAAUCGAACGGACGUCUAACGUCCUGGAAACUCUUUUCUUUCGAUCGAUCGAACCGUUGCGGGAUUUACAUAUAUAAAUAUAUAUAUAUCUUUCGACUCGAACGGAUUAUUAUUUUUUCAUCGGUUUUUCGUUACAUAUUCACAUUUUUUCGCAACGAAUUUAUUACUUUUUUGACCUUGUCCUGUGAUAAGCUAAAAGACAAACCGUAAUCGCGAUGGAAGAGACGGACGGUGAUAUUGAGCCCCGAGGCUCCGCUGAACCGGAGGCAACACCAGCCCAGGAUACGUUGCAGGUGCCGACGCAAAAGAGGCGGAAGCUCAAGUCUCCCACUCCGGGUAGUUUACGCGGACGUAGUGCCACGCCCAUACACGGCCGGAGUCAGACUCCCUUUAGUUUGUACAUGACUCGUCGAAGCGCCACGCCUUCAACAUGGCGAAGCAUUACGCCAUUCCUCAAGCGCGAGGAGAAGGAGAAAACUCCCUUUGAACUCGGCCGGGACAUCAAGUCGCAGACGACGUGCAACAUUGCUGUCUUUGAUCGUGCCUUGAUCAUGGAUAUCUCCGAGCCUGUGGAUAUUCAGAAACCUGUGCGUUACAUAACAUCCGAUUUGUCAGUAAUCGAUCGGGCUGCUGUAAUGGAUGUGUCUAACGUUGAGGUUAUCUACGUUGUUGAGGAAUACGAAGAGGUGGAGGAAGAGGAGGAAAUCAUUGAGGAGGUCAAGCCCAAGAAGAAGGAAAAGAAGGCUCGUAAGCCACGCGUAGGCCGCAAAUCUGUUGACAAGGAUCAAAGUCCUUUGGCGGGCUCCGAGGCCGAAGACUUGAUCGACUUGGAUGAUCGUGAAGAUAGCGUUGACUUCGAAGAGGAUGAGCCUGUCAAGAAGGGCAAGAAGAAGGCGCCGCCCAAGAAGAAGGAGAAAAAGGAAAAGUCUCCGAGUCCCAAGUUGUCCUUGAAACUGGAGAUCGGCGGUGGUCAAAAGGCCAGCAAGAAGAUGUUUGAACAACCUGCAGCUGCUCCAAAGCCUCCACCCAAAAAGAGCAAGAUGGUGCUACAGAUGGAAGAGCAGGCCAAGGCGGCAGCAAAGGCUGCUGAGGAGGAAGCGAACCGCGCUAAGCCCAAAGGUGAGACCUUUGAGGAGCGCCAGAAACGCUUGAAAGAGGAAAAAGAGGAGCAGGAGCGACUCGAAGCGGAGCAACGUGCAUUAGAGGAGGCCGAGGCAGAAGCUGAAGCUGAGGCCGAAGCCGAGGAUGAUGAAGAGGAUCCAUCGUUCGUUGAUGAUGCCGAUGAUGGUACGGAGGCAGCUGAUUACAACGAGGACGAAGAUGUCGAUAGAGAUCAGGACGAGGAGGAGUUGAACGAGGAAGACGACGUAGUCGCCGACUUGAAAAAAGAAAAACGACGUGGCAGUGACUCAUCGGAUGAGUACACUCGUCCCGAUCCACAUGAGGAGGAACGCUGGCAACGCAUUGCCGCCAUCGAGGGCGAAGAGUUUAUGCAGCAGAUGCGCAAAUACAGUAUCGCUAAGCGGAUUAGCGAAAAGGAACGCGAUGCCGACUGGCAACGACGACGUGAACAGGCACGUCUGCCGAAGUUUAUUAACUUCCUUUCCGAUCGCACUGCCGAGGCGGGUCAAAGUGUACGCAUGGCUUGCGCUGUCGAUGGUCCCGAGUUAUCGGUGAAAUGGUUUAAGGAUGGCAAGCAGCUGGAGCGCGAUGGAACUCAUCGCAUCAUCAACAACAACAACAUCCUAGUGCUUGAAGUGAUAAACACGACCAUUCUCGACUCGGGAGAGUACACGUGUCAAAUUUUGAAUCAGAAUGACGAUGCCACCUCCUCGUGCAUUGUUACUAUUUACGAAAUCUUUAAGGACGAACCCAAACCUCCCUCUUUCCAGUAUAUCAAAGAGUACUACCACAUGCGUGACGAUGAGUUGACAAUUGAGGGUCAUGUACAUGGUGUACCCCGACCUGUGGUCACUUGGUGGCGUGGCGCCUUCCAGAUUAAGCCCAGCUAUAAGUUCACGAUGCUGGAGGAGGCGCAUGGAGUCUGCAAGCUAUUGAUCUACAAGCCCGGCAACAAGGAUAGCGGCAUCUACACGCUGAAGGCGAUCAAUUCGAUUGGCGAGGCGCAGAUUAAUCACACCGUUGAGGUGGCCAAGAAUCUGCACUAUCAUGUGCCUGGCAUCUUCCAUGCUCGCGAUAAGAUCCAGCUAGACAGCUUGAAGCAGGCUCGCCUUUCCAUGACUGCUGCUCUCAAGUCCAAGGCGGAAUCCGAUCAAAAGCGUGCUGAGAUUGAGGCCGAACAGCAGCGAGUAGCUGCAGCUGCCAUUGCAGCUCGUGCGCCUCCAGAACCAUUGGUGCCUGCCAAGCAGAAGCUAUCGUUUGCCACCCAGUUGCGCGAUCGCAUGGCUCUCGAGGGCACUAGCGUGAAGUUUGUGGCCACUGUCAUUGGUCCGUCACCUAACACGCGAUGGAUGAAGGACGACAAGUGGGUGCAAAUGAACGACAACAUCAAGAACCUGUCCGAGGAGGGCAAAGCUAUCAUUCAGAUCGUGAAAGUGUCCUCGGAAGACUCGGGUAUCUACAAGUGUGUGGCCAAAAAUGAUAUGUGCGAGAUUGAGACCCAAUGCUACUUCAAAGUGUAUGCCGCGCAAGCUGAUGGCGAUGAAUCCGAGCCUAUCUUUGCCCUGCCAUUGCGAGAUGUGUAUCACUCUUCCCAAAAUGAUUUGAUCAUCGAUACGAAGGUCCGUGGCAAUCCGCGGCCUGAGAUCUCGUGGACGAAAGAUCAAAUACCUGUGGUGCUCGACGAUCGUAUCGUGCAAAUCGAGCACUUGGAUGGCAUUUGCGAAUUGAUCGUGAACAAGCCAACGGAGCACGACAACGGCAUCUACGUUUGCACCGCCAAAAACAAAUUGGGCUCUCAGUCGACCACUCACACCGUUGUCGUCGAUACCACACACUCUUCUCGUCGCUCAAGCAUUCUAUCAGCAAUGCAGGAUGAUGCAACAUCCGCAGCUCCAGGUGGCGAAGGCGGUAAAAAGAAGAAGAAGUUGCCUAAAGGCGAUGCCGAUGCCAAUGCCGAGGGAGGCUAUGAACGUCGCAGCCGUAUGCCUGAUCCCUCACCCAAGCAAAUGCUUUACUUCACGGUCAAUCUUUCUAAUCGGUACGUGGCCGAGGGCUCCAAGGUCAAGUUGCAGGCGGUAGUAGGUGGACCAGAGCCCACAAUUAAGUGGACUAAGGAUGAUCAAAAUGUACAAUAUGGACCGCGUAUACGCAAUAUGAAUCGUGACAGUCUCGCCGUGCUGGAGUUCACCAGUGCAUUGCCGGAAGAUUCGGGCACUUAUACAAUUACAGCGCAGAAUGAGCACUGCAAAAUCACGACAUCGGCUGUGUUGCACGUCUAUCAACCGAAGGUCAACACCGAUGUGCAGCCCGUGUUCAUACGCUCGCUGAAAGAGACCUAUCAUCUUAACUCCAAUGAGUUGAUUCUGGAGACUGCGGUGCGUGGUCAGCCAACACCGCAGGUGCAAUGGUUUAAGGACAGCAUAGAGAUACAGAGUGGUGGCCGCUUUCAGCUUAUCGAGCAUCAGGAUGGCACCUGUGAGUUGAUCAUCGAUCGGCCGGACAACAAGGACUCGGGCAAGUAUGUUGUCAAGGCGGAAAGUCGUGCUGGCAAAAUGGAAAUUUCCCAUUAUGUGCUCUUCGAGGGUAAAGCCUCGCACAUUGCGGACAAUAUUCAUGGUGUGUUCCAUGCCGACAAGAGUCUAAUGCGUCCUAAGGAGGUGGAGAAGCCCGCUCCCAAACCAGCUGCUGCUGAGGGGGGUGAAGAGGAAAAGGGAAAGCGUCGUGGUCGUAAGAAGGAUGAACCUGAGGAGGAGGCGACUGCAUCGGUCACGGACUAUGCUUCAGACACGGCGAGCAUGUCAAGCAAACGUCGCGAGAAGAACGUUGCCAUACACUUUAGCACGUCGAUGCGAGAUCGUGUGGUAGCCGAGGGAUCUAAGGUGAAGAUAUCCUGCUUCUUAGAGGCGAAGGAGCCACAGGUCAAGUGGUUCAAGGAUGGAGAACAAAUUCAGAACGGUCCCAAGAUGCGCGGACGCUAUAGCGAGGGCUUGUGCCUUCUGGAGAUUAACAGUGCAACCCCCGAGGACAACGGCGAGUACAAGUGCUGGGGACGCGACGAAUCCGGUGAGGCAUCAACAUCGUGUAGGCUCGAAGUCUAUGAAAAUCCUGGCACGGGUGAUGUGCCUCCAACAUUUACGCGUAACAUCAAGGAUACACUGCACGGCAAGAUCAAUGAAUUGCAGUUGGACGUGCAUGUGCGAGGAUUGCCAACGCCAGCGGUAACCUGGUUCAAGGAUGGCGUUAAGAUUGAGAAUAGCGAGAAAUAUCAGCAGGUGGAUCACGAUGAUGGCACCUCGGAGUUGUUUGUCAGCUAUCCCAAGGCUUCCGAUAGCGGCAAAUAUGUUUGCCAAGCUGAAAAUCGUGAGGGUCAAACGGAAAUCGUGCACAUGGUCACCGUGGAACCACGUGUCCGUGUGCGACCUACAUCACCUCCAAGGGAGGGUAGACCUCCAGCCAAGCCAACCACCGAAGAAGAAGAAGGUGAAGAAGCACCAGCUGAGGGCGAGGAGGCAGUUGAAGGCGGAGAAGGUGCACCAACUGAGAAAAGGAAGCGCAAGAAGAAGGGCGCCGCCCAAGAUGAGGAAGGUGGCGGAUCCAGGCGUGAAGUGCCCCCACCACCAGAUCUAAAGAAGCGCCUGUACUUCCGAAACUUCCUCUCCAAUCGUACCGUAAAAUCGGGCAGUAAUGUAAAAUGGAUGGUUAACAUCGAUGGACCCGAGCCCACAGCCAAAUGGUUCCAUGGCGAUCAACCUAUUGCCUUUGGGCCCAAGAGCAAGAUGUCUAUGCAGGAUGGCAUUGCCUGGCUCAAUCUAGUAGGUGUUACGGAGGAAGAGGCUGGCGAGUAUACACUUCGCGUGCGGGGACUUGAGAAUGAGAUCGUUAGCACUUGUAAUCUGUUCGUUUACAGUACGGGUAAAGCUGAGGUUAUCACUCCCACUUUCACAGUGGGCAUCAAAGACACGUAUUCUCUUAAUGAGAAUGAGUUGGUUCUGGAUUGUCGCGUGCGUGGUCAACCACGUCCUGAGAUAGAAUGGAUGAAGGGCAACGACAUCAUCUCCAACGAUGCCAAGUAUCAACAGAUCGAUCAGGCCGAUGGCUACUCCAAGCUCAUUAUACGCAAUCCAACGGAGAAAGAUUCAGGCAUUUAUGCCUGUGUGGCCACCAAUGAAGGUGCCAAGAAUAAGAUGACCCAUCAGGUGGACUUUAAGGGACGCGAGAAAUUCACGCAAGAGAAGACGCACGGUUUCUUCCAUCGCGAUCCCAACAAGCCCCACUUCCUUACCCCGCUGGGUAAUCAAACUGUUUGCAAUGGCGGCACCGUUGCCAUCUCGGCAGAGUUUAUGCAGUCCAGCACACCCAUUGAGGUGAAAUGGAUUCGCGAUCGCCGAACUGUCGAUGGUCCCAAUGUGACAACACUCAAUGACCGCGGCGUAUAUACGCUGGCCAUCACGAAUGCUGGAGCCGAGCACGAGGGUACCUACACUUGUCUCGCCUCGAAUGCGUUUGGACGCAUUGAAUCCCAUGUGAACAUCGAUGUCGCUGUUGGUGCAGAGAAGAACGAGCGUCCGCCAUUGUUCCUGUCGAGACCCGAAACCGAAAUGAAGAUUGCUGUUGGCGAUCCUUUCUCGCUCUCCUUCCGUAUUGCGGGCGAUCCCAAGCCAAAGUUGGUGUUCAUGAAGGGCACCAAGGACAUUACACAGUCGGAUCGUGUGAGCAAAGAGGUAUCCGAUGACUACACCAGAUUCACUGUGCAAAAGUCGCAGAUCUCCGAUUCCGGCACCUAUUUCGUUGUUGCUCGCAACGACUUUGGAACGGACAGAAUAUUCGUUACCAUUACGGUCAACCCACGCGCUCGCUCUGAAACUCCAACGCAACCACGCUGGGGCCAACCCCUGGACAGUUACAGCGAGACUUCGUAUUUCCGAGAUCCACCUGGCUGCAUCUCAACGGAACCUCUUGUGGUUGACUCGGGUCCUACGCACAUAUCACUGUCUUGGGGCAAGCCCGUCAGUGCGAACUCCGCACCUGUAAUUGCCUACAAGGUGGAGGCUUGGAUUGUGGGCCACGAAGGCGGCGCUUAUUGGCGUGAGUUGGGCCUCACACCUAUCAACUCAUUUGACGCUUUCAAUCUGAAGCCCAAUGUGGAAUAUCAUUUCCGUGUGACACCCAAGAAUCGCUAUGGUUGGGGUCCCGCGGUCCAGACCAGUUCUGCAUUGCAAGUAGGCGGCGUCGAGUGUCUGCCAGAGUUUGUCAAGAUAUUGCCGGGUCAGGUGAAGGCGUUGCUAGGCUCCUCGUUCACUCUGCAGUGCAAUAUGCGUGGCGCACCACGUCCACAGAUCACCUGGUACAAGGAUGGUAUUCAACUGAGCAGCAGUUCCGAUCGCGUUAAGAUACGACAGAUUGGCUCCACUUGUGCCCUGACCAUUGCCACUGUCGUCGAGCUGGAUUCGGGACGCUACACCUGCGAAGCAACCAAUUCAAAGGGACGGGUUUCCACCUUUGCUCGUCUACAGGUCGUCUCUGAUCCCAGACUAUACGAAGCAGAUUCGCGUCUGAAGGAAAUCGCACACGGACGCCAUCCAGCUGAACUAGGCGAAUCCCUACCCAUCUUUACUAUGCGCUUGAGGGAUCGUCGUGUACAGGUCACCUAUCCGGUGCGUCUCACCUGCCAGAUCGUUGGCUAUCCCACGCCAGAGAUACUGUGGUACAAGGACGGCCAACUCAUUGUCAGCGACAGAAGGCAUCUGAUCACUGCCGAGGGACAGUUCUUUACGCUGGAAAUUGCAGCCACCACAUUAGACGACAGCGGAGAUUACACGUGCACGGCCAAAAACGAGUUGGGUUCCGUCUCGUGCCACAGCGUUCUAGUGGUAGACAAAGGCAUCAGAGCUUACAUUUCUCCAGACUUUUAUGUGCCACUCGACCCAUUCUAUGUGUUCCGCGAGGGCAGCGAAAUUCGUCUGUCCACCAAAGUCGAAGCCUAUCCAUCUGUGGGUGUCACCUGGCAUCGCAAUGGCAUGCGACUACGUCCCAGCCGUCGCAUAUCUGCUACACUUGACUCCACCGGCUUUGUGGAGCUGAUUAUUGCCGAGGCAACGCCACGCGAUGCGGGCAUUUAUGUGUGUGUCGCCUCCAAUGUGGUGGGCAAGGUGGAGACCAUUUGCCGUGUGGCAAUCGAGGAGAACGACACAGUUUCCACACCGUCCCGCUCACUCGAAAUACCCAGUAUCAAGACAAACGAUAUGCCGUACUCCAAGGAGCCGCUGUUCGUUGUUAAGCCACGCUCCAGUGAGGCCUACGAGGGCGACAAUGUCAUUAUCUUCUGCGAAGUUGUCGGCGAUCCCAAGCCCGAAGUUGUUUGGCUGCGUGAUUUUCUCAAUCCGGAAUAUUACAAGGACGCACCGCAUUUUCGACGCAUUGGCGACGGACCGGAGUAUCGCUUGGAGAUACCCAGCGCCAAAUUGGACUUUACCGGCACAUAUUCAGUUAUUGCCAGCAAUUGUCAUGGGGAGACAAAGGCUGUAAUCUCACUUCAAAUCUUCGCCAAAGAUAUACUUAAAGAAAAUCGCAUGGACAAGGUUCAUACACGCCAUGGCAAUAUUGAAACUUUGCCGCGCUUCGUGCGUAACCUGCGCAAUCUUCGCUGCUGUGACGGAGACGCCAUAUCAUUGGAGUGUCAUGUGGAAGCCAUGCCGGAGCCGUAUAUAAUAUGGGAAAAGGAUGGUCACGUCAUACCCAGCGAUAGAGUCUACGUAAUGUCAUACGACGGUAUUAAGGCCACAUUAAGUAUACCACGCGUGUACCCCGAGGAUGAGGGUGAAUACACUUGUGUGGCCAAGAACUCGGUGGGCCGCACACUAUCGUCCGCCUGCAUCAUUGUUGAUGUGCCGGAGGAGAAGGAGAAUAUGCUGAGUCGACAGCUGGCACGUCCAAGUGCCUUGCUCUCGGCCCAUUCAACGCCACGUUCCACGCCCCGCUCGACACCAAACCGAAGCUUUUCACCAAUGCGACUUUCCUACCGCAACAGCAGCAUCGAUCUGACAAUGGGAUCUGUGGAACGCCGGCGCAGCGAUGCACGCUGCAUAACGGCGCCCAAAUUCCUAGCCAUUCCUUACAAUCGUGUCGUUGAGGAAGGCGACAGUGUGCGCUUCCAGUGCGCUAUUGCUGGACAUCCAUCGCCAUGGGCUACCUGGGAUAAGGAUGGCCUGAUUGUAACACCAACGCCACGCAUUCAUGUCAAGGAAGUGGACGAUCUGCGUUUCAUUGAAAUCGAUGAAGUGGGCUUUGAUGAUGCCGGUCUCUAUCGCAUCACGUUGGAGAAUGACUUUGGGCGCAUUGAGGCCACGGCUCGCCUGGACGUGAUCAGCAGUUCCCGCUACUCAAAGUCGCCCUCGGCGAGAAGUGUGCGCGCUUCCUCCUCGCGACGUAAUGCCUAUUUGUACAGACGUAUCAUGGGACCAUCUACAGCUAUUGGCGGUCGCAUGGCGUUAGCAAGCGGCUUCCGCGGCUCGUCGGUGCCCUCGGUGCGGUUCUAUCACAAUAACAUUGAGCUGGAACCCUCGGACCGUGUGCACAUUGUGCUGCAGGAGGAAGAGGCAAUACUGUUUGUGGACAAUGUAACCAUUGCGGAUGAGGGCAAUUACACCUGCAUUAUCAGCGGCAAUCACGAUCCCUUGGUUAGCUCCAUCGAUGUGAAGUUCCAUGAGUCAAAUAUUGAUGUUCAACGUCAACCGGCCAGCAUUGUGGAUCAUCUGCCCGAGCUCACACAUUCUGUGGAGGGCGAGGUGAUCGAUCUCUGCUGUACGAUCGAUUGUAGUGAACCUUAUAGUUACGUCUGGUUGCGCAAUGGCGAAAUUCUGCCCGACAGCGAGGAGUUCAACUACAUCGAUCAUGGCAAUGGCUGUCUCUGUCUGCGCAUCAACGAUGCCUUUGACAUUGACUCGGGCAUCUACAGCUGUCAGGUGUACACGUCCCAUACUGAUGAUGAUGAUCAUGAUGAUGAUGAUGACAGCGGCUGCGACUUUGACUGUCGCAGCUCCGGAGAGCUGUGUGUGCUGGAGCGAGAUCUCUCACGGACCGAUGAAAGCAUUCAGCUGCUCAAAUCACCGCUGCCCGUGGUUUGUGCAUCAGGAGCGGAAGCUCUUUUCUAUGCGCGUGUUUACCCCUGCGAAGCGGACGCCGAAUGGUAUCUCAAUGGAAAACUCAUCAAGGAUGACUCACAAAACAUGACGUUGGAGUCAUAUCCAGAGAACGGCAUUCGCCUGUUGCGCCUGCGAAACGUGCAAUUGGCGCAAAGCGGCGAACUGCGCCUACAAGUGAAGCAUCAUCCCCAUCUCGCUGAGCGACGUUCCCCCACUGUGCGCAGCUAUACCUCACUUCUAGUACUACCCAUCAGCAAUCCCAAGCAACAGACGAAGAACAAUAACAUCUUACCACUGGCUGGCAAUAAUAGCUGCAUUCUGCGUGGGCCACAGGAUUGCACCGCACUAAUUGGCGGCCAUGUGCAGCUGAGCGUGCAGUUCGAGGCAUUCCCCAAUACACAAGUCACCUGGUACAAGGCGUGUCAUGCCAUCGUUGAGGGCGCCAAUGUGAUCAUAGAGACAACAGCGGAGCAAUCGACGCUUUACAUAAGCGACAUCUCGGCCGAUGACAGCGGCAAGUACACGGCGGAAGUCAUGAACGAUUACGGCGUGGAGGCAGCCGCCGCUUCAGUGGCCGUCGAAGGACCCCCGGAGCCGCCCAGUGGUCCGCCCAGCGUAUCGCUUGGACCCGAUCGUGUAGCUGUGGCCUGGUGCGGACCGCCCUACGAUGGCGGCUGUAUGAUCACAGGUUUUAUCAUUGAGAAGCAGGAGAUUAAUCCUACGGACUGUGAUAAGGACUGGCAGCAGGUGGCGCGUGUCGUAGACACUUUGGCCUACACCGUCAAGGAUCUGCAGCCACAAUUGCAGUACAGAUUUCGUGUGCGCGCAGAGAACAUACAUGGACGAAGUGCACCCAGCCAAGUCAGCGAGCUGGUGCAGAUCACGCGUCCAGCAGCCAGUGCAGUAACUACAGACACAGAAACUUCAAGUGCGCUGAGCAGCAUUAGCGUGCAAUCUGGCGGCGAUUUCAAGUCACGCUUCGAGAUCAUCGAAGAGCUGGGCAAGGGACGCUUUGGUGUGGUCUACAAGGUGCUGGAACGUGCACAGCCCGAGCAGCAGCUGGCAGCCAAGGUGAUCAAGUGCAUUAAGUCGCGCGAUCGCCAAAAAGUACUGGAGGAGAUUUCCAUCAUGCGUUCGCUGCAGCAUCCCAAGCUACUGCAACUGGCAGCAUCCUUUGAGAGCGCACGCGAAAUUGUCAUGGUCAUGGAAUAUAUUACCGGAGGGGAGCUCUUUGAGCGCGUGGUCGCCGAUGACUUUACGCUGACGGAGCUGGACUGCAUUUUGUUUUUGCGACAGGUGUGCGAAGGCGUUGCCUACAUGCACAGCCAGAGCGUGGUGCACUUGGAUCUGAAGCCGGAGAAUAUUAUGUGCCAUACGCGCACAAGCCAUCAAAUCAAGAUCAUUGACUUUGGUCUUGCCCAGCGACUGGACACCAAAGCGCCGGUGCGUGUGCUCUUCGGAACACCGGAGUUUAUACCGCCGGAGAUCAUUAGCUACGAACCCAUCGACUUCAAGUCGGACAUGUGGAGUGUGGGCGUCAUCUGCUACGUGCUUCUCUCGGGUUUAUCGCCCUUCAUGGGGGACACGGAUGUGGAAACCUUCUCGAAUAUUACUCGCGCUGAUUACGACUUCGACGACGAGGCCUUCGACUGCGUCUCACAGGAGGCCAAGGACUUUAUCUCGCAGCUACUUGUGCACCGCAAAGAGCAGCGUCUGACUGCCCAGCAGUGCUUGGAGUCCAAGUGGCUGUGUCAGCGCCACGACGAGAAUCUCAGCAACAAUAAGAUCUGCACGGACAAGCUCAAGAAGUUCAUCAUACGCCGCAAGUGGCAGAAAACUGGCAAUGCUAUACGCGCUCUGGGCCGCAUGGCCACGUUGUCGGCAUCGCGUCGCAACUCUGCAAUUGCCAUGGGCGCCUGCAAUAGUCCGCGUCCCUCCAUCUCAGGUCUGGGGAUGCUGGCCACCGCGAAUGUAAGCAACCCACAGCAGAUGGCUUCGCUGAACGAGGAGGAAGACGAUUUCAGCGUGGAGUUGCCACACUCUGCAGUGGACAAACGCAAGUCAGCGAAUGUACUUAAACUGCGUGAUAAAUCGCAGUGCAGCGAACGCAGCGAUUCCGGUUAUAGUGAAUGCUCUAAUGGAAGCCUAGGUGCUCAGGAGACACUACUGCUGACGCUGGCCAAGAGCAAGCUCGAGCAGAUUGCCAAGGCAAACAACGAGCACACAGAUCCAGCGACGAAUACGCUGCCAGGCAAUGUGCCCGCAUUGGAAUUACCAGCCAAGGGUGAACCCAUCAUGCUGUCCGACUUUACGAACACGAUCAAGAUGCGCAAGAAAUCGCUGGAGGAUAGCUGUGCACGCGAAAAGCUGAAGCCGCAUGGCAAGCUCAUGUGCGAAUCAAAGUUGAAAGUGUCGCAGUUGAAGCAUCGCUUCCAGCAAUCGAGUGCAGCUGCUGCAUCCGGCAAACCACCACCAGCUGCUACUGCUGCUGCCUUGAGCAACAAGGUUGCCAAGGUUGCGAGUGUGGGACACAUUAGUAAACUGUCAACUGUCGCCACUAAAGCGCGACCAACACAAACCCAAUCGAUGCCCAGUUCACCGCUGCCCCAACGCGCUGCAACGCCAACGCGGCUGAGCAGUCGCGUCCGCGAGACAACCGAGCGUCUUGCCCAACAGCACACGGUGGCCAGCGCACAGCGGCACAGCAGUGGAAAUGGCAAUGGAAAUGGGAAGGGAACAAAUCACGAGUCACGUGCGCGACAUCUCAUCAAUCGAUUCAACGAAACGAAACAUAUCACGUCCUAGCUGUCGAAUGAUUUCUUCUUGAUGCAAGCUCUAAGUUCUUUUCUUUUAUUGUUAAAAAAAUAUUACGAUUAUAUGUUAUCAUUAUUGAAAAUGUGUACAAUGUGUUGAAGAAGCACAGCAAAAAGCCCUAGUACGAAACUCACUCUCGAAUAUCAAUAUUGUAUCUCAUAAAUACUACAUGCAUCCACUAGAUGGAUGCGAACUAAUUGUAAUUGUAAUGCAAAUCCGAAUCCGAAUCCAAAAUGCAAAAUGCAACCACAUACAUACAGCACACAAUGGCACUUAGGCUAGACGAAGGCUACAAUAUUUAAAUUAUUUGUAUCGAUUUAAUAUAUAAUAUAUAUUAUAUGCAUAACUAUUUACCAUA
This is a messenger RNA of Drosophila sulfurigaster albostrigata, 12459 nucleotides long. Its product is annotated as muscle M-line assembly protein unc-89-like. Gene Ontology annotation, molecular function: ATP binding; protein binding; protein kinase activity. Gene Ontology annotation, biological process: protein phosphorylation. The record is from RefSeq and is a predicted model, not a curated record. Lineage: Eukaryota; Metazoa; Arthropoda; Insecta; Diptera; Drosophilidae.